Molecule: messenger RNA, 2229 nt
Organism: Sugiyamaella lignohabitans
Lineage: Eukaryota; Fungi; Ascomycota; Dipodascomycetes; Dipodascales; Trichomonascaceae
Gene: RSA4
Product: Rsa4p
Exons: 2
Coding region: 1-2229 (742 amino acids)
Biological process (GO): ribosomal large subunit assembly
Cellular component (GO): nucleolus
Molecular function (GO): protein binding
Source: RefSeq, a predicted model, not a curated record
AUGGCUACUGUGAUCCCUCCCCCUUCAAAAAAGCAGAAAAGAGCUGCUCAGCAGCCCAAGGAGAUUGAAGGCAUUCCAGAGGACCUUCCUAAUGUCGUGAUCAAUUUCCAGGCUUCUGAUACUGGUGAUUUGGUCGGUGGUAAUAUUAGAGUUCCUGGUAAUGCCACCGAAAAGCAGCUGGAAUUGCUUCUUAACGAAUUACUGGGCUCAGAUGAACCAGUUCCAUUUUCCUUCUCAUUGCUCAAAAAAGCUACUGAUUCUAGUAAUGACACAUUAGUUGACAUUACCGAUAAUAUCUAUUCAUCAGUAUUGAAACCUGGUCAUAAAUCUACAGAAGAUCAUUUAACUUUGGUAUAUACGCCAAGGGCAGUGUUCAAAGUCAAGCCUAUUACCAGAUCAUCUGCUUCUAUUUCUGGCCACGGAUCCACCAUUCUAGCUGUCCAAUUUGCUCCUCACACAUCGUCAAGAAUGGUGUCUGGAAGUGGUGACUCUACAGCUAGAAUUUGGGACUGUGAUACCCAGACUCCACUUAAAACGCUUACUGGCCACUCCAACUGGGUGCUGGCUGUUAGUUGGUCUCCUGAUGGUAAAUUAAUAGCCACUGGUUCUAUGGACAAUACCAUUAGAAUCUGGGACGCCAAGACUGGUACUCAGGUAGGAGCUCCUCUUGUGGGUCAUUCUAAAUGGAUCACCUCUCUCAGUUGGGAACCGUUUCAUCUUCUCGAAGACGGUCACAACACUCCCAGACUUGUAUCAUCAUCUAAAGACACAACUGUGCGAGUAUGGGAUCUUGAAAGACAUAUCUGUCAAUAUUCCAUGAGUGGACACAGAUCGUCAGUGAGUUGUGUCAAGUGGGGAGGUCUUGGACUUAUCUAUUCUACAUCUCACGACAAGACCAUCAAAGUAUGGAAUAGUAAAGAUGGCAGACUUGUCAACACCUUAUCUUCGCAUGCUCACUGGGUCAACCAUCUGGCUCUAUCCACCGAAUUUGCCCUUAGAACUGGACCUUUUGAUGAGAAGGGAUACUGGGAAGGUACUACUGCUGAGUACAAAGCCAAGUCUCUUGAACGAUUUGAAAAGCUCGCCAAGAUAGGAGGUGUUGUUUCCGAACGUAUCGUAACUGCUAGUGACGACUUCACCAUGUACCUCUGGGAACCAUCCCGCAGUACAAAGCCACUCUUAAGAAUGACCGGUCACCAGAAGCUAGUGAACCACGUUGCAUUCUCGCCAGACGGCAGAUAUAUCGCAUCAGCCUCUUUCGACAAUUCCAUUAAACUGUGGGAUGGUCGUGAUGGUAAAUUUAUCUCCACAUUCCGUGGCCAUGUCGCUGCUGUAUACCAGUGUGCCUGGUCAAGCGACUGCCGUCUCCUCGUCAGUUCAUCUAAGGACACGACACUAAAAGUGUGGGAUGUCCGAACCAAAAAGCUCCAAUCCGAUCUCCCUGGUCACGCUGACGAAGUCUACGCUGUCGACUGGAGUGUCGACGGCCGUCGCGUCGGCUCUGGAGGCAAAGACAAGACCGUCCAUGGAGCUGAAAAGGAGAAUGGAGCCGCAGCACCUCCAAAGGAGAAUGGAGCAGGACUUGUACCUGUGCUACUUGUAGUGGAAGGAGCGCUAAAAGAAAAUGGAGUUGGUGCUGGUUUGACACUGGAGUCCCCUGUAGCAGCAGGGGUGCCGAAUGAAAAUGGAGCUGGCUUGGCACUGGAAUCGCUGGUGGUAGCAGUAGAUCCAAAUGAGAAUGGAGUUGUAGCACCAGAGUCUGUCUUAGUACCAUUACUGUUAGCAUUGCUGCUGGAAGCUGAGAAAGAAAAUGGGUUAGAAACAGGAGCUGGGGAAUCUUUAGCAGUUGCAUCUGUGGAUGAUGGAGCAUUAAAAGUGAAUGGCUUGACAGGGGCACCUGAUCCAAAAAGUGGUUUUGUGGUGCUAUCGUUAGAGGUCGUGUUUGCAGAAAACAACGAAGGUUUAGAAGCCGAGGUAUCAUUUCCAGCUGCAUCGGCGAUGGUAGCAGAUGACGUGGUAGCAGAGGCACCAGUAGCAGUGGAGUCCGUCUCAGAACCAAAUUUAAUGCCCUUGGCAGGACUCCAUGAAUGGUCUUUCACAGAGUUGUUAACGGCAGGCGCUGAGAAUGAGAAAGGAGUAACCGGUUUGGCAGCAGAUGCGUCAUUUGUCUCUUCAGCAGGUUUGGUGCUGCCAAAACUAAAUGGAUUAGGCUUGGAAGUGGAUGCUUGA